This is a messenger RNA of Aureococcus anophagefferens, 168 nucleotides long. RefSeq lists its product as hypothetical. The record is from RefSeq and is a predicted model, not a curated record. The annotation marks the transcript as partial. Gene Ontology annotation, cellular component: cytoplasm. NCBI's taxonomy places the organism in Eukaryota, Pelagophyceae, Pelagomonadales, Pelagomonadaceae. Gene Ontology annotation, biological process: DNA replication, synthesis of primer; DNA replication. Gene Ontology annotation, molecular function: DNA binding; zinc ion binding. The transcript has a single exon.
ACGGACAUCGUCGCCGUCGCGGAGCACCUGGGCCUCGAGCUCGAGACGCGCGGCGCCGCGACGUGGGCGCUCUGCCCGUUCCACGACGAGCGCACGGCCUCCUUCUCCCUCAACAGCGAGCGGGGCCUCUACAAGUGCUUCGGCUGCGGCGCGGGCGGCGACGUCAUC